UUAUCAUCUACCUUCAAACCCGGGCAAUAUGGGGAAACAAUCGGACAGUCAACACGGUACUGCUGAGCUUGCUCAUGAUAAAAUUCGCCGCCACCCUCGCAUUGUGCCAUUUCCAAAUGUCAACAACGAUUUGGAUCGUAAGACCUGGACUGCGAGGAUGUGACGCCGAACCGACAACGGCAUAUUCUUCUUACCUCCACAUCACUGUCUUCUUAAACGAAGUUGUGACGAUCGGGUUGACUUUGACAAAGGCUUUCGAGCAUAUACGAAGGUCUCGAUCGGCUUGGCUUAUGCAAAUCUACCGCAACGGAAUUCUGUACUCUGUUUUCGUCCUUGUUCUCGCUCUUUCGAACGCAAUCGUUAUCCAUAUCAAAUCCUUCGACCAACCUCCUCUGGGAUUACUCGUCCCCGCGCAGCAUGCUCUUGAAUCUGUCCUCUGCAGCAGAAUAAUCCUCCUCAUCCUCAAAGGACAGCGACGCUCAAACUCUCAAGACAUCGGCGGCUCCAGCGCAUUUACCUUGACAGAAACCGAAAGUAUGGAACUUUCGACUUCUCCCCAGAACGAAUCGUUGCCGAAUUGGAGAAUAGGAACUCGAGCCUGAGUAGUGCGUAUGAGGUGUGAAGAGUAGAUCCUAUCAUCCUAAGUAGUACAUCGGGCGAGGUACCAUUCGCUCCGCCUUGCCCUUUUGGUAUCGAAAUGCUAUCCGGUUGGACGUCGG
This is a messenger RNA of Coprinopsis cinerea okayama7#130, 719 nucleotides long. RefSeq lists its product as hypothetical. The transcript has 9 exons. The record is from RefSeq and is a predicted model, not a curated record. The coding region runs from base 75 to 602 and encodes 175 amino acids. Lineage: Eukaryota; Fungi; Basidiomycota; Agaricomycetes; Agaricales; Psathyrellaceae.